Megalopta genalis is the source of this 3812-nucleotide messenger RNA. RefSeq names its product thioredoxin domain-containing protein 11. The record is from RefSeq and is a predicted model, not a curated record. NCBI's taxonomy places the organism in Eukaryota, Metazoa, Arthropoda, Insecta, Hymenoptera, Halictidae.
AAAGUUCUUGGCCAGCCUGAUGAAAAUAUGUACAGGUGGUUCAAUAGAGAACCACGAAAAACCCGGCUAAUUAGGUACUUUUAAUUAAAUAAGCAGCGACUCGACUGACCAACUCGAGUAAAUGAAGAGAGUGUGAUGAGGUUGUAACGCGCGGCGAAAUUCUUGUCCCUUAAUUUCCUUUCGGUUGUCACGGAUAAUGUUGAAGGAAGAGCUGGAAACAAGCACGCCAAGAAAUGCUGAUAACUCGCACACGAUUGCACCGGACUCAGGAAGUAACGACGUGGCCAAGGAGUCGAACCAGAGGCUUGCGAUAGAAGAGAAGCUGGCCAGCAAAAUGUUCUCCUACGCCAGGGAAAUCUGUUUUUUUCUCGCAGUCACCUUCACCGCCUUGACUGCGUUACAUAGCUCAUCACCUAAGGUGUCAAAGCCGCCUAUGGCCAAGCCAUUUUUUAAUCAUAGUUCAAUUGUGUUAGAUUUUUAUAAAGGUCAUAUGGGAGCAGUGAUAGAAAGGGCCAGAGAAUCAGAUUUCAGUUUUGUUAUGUAUUAUGCUCCAUGGGAUGCUGAGAGUCAAACAGUGCGACCAGAAUUUGAGAAAGUUGCUGAGUAUUAUGACUCACAGAUAUUUUUUGCUGCUAUUAAUUGCUGGCAUCCUAGCUCAGAAUGUAGAGCACAGUAUAAAAUUCAAAGAUACCCUCUCUUGAUGCUAUAUCCAGCAAGAGAAUCUGGUGUACAAUACAAAGGCAUUCGUACUUCACAGUACAUGAUUCGUUUCCUUAAUGCAGCAAUGAAUCCAAUAGUUAGGAUCACCCAUCCAGAUCAGCUGAUAGAAUUAAUUGUGAAUUAUGAUGCUGUAGUAGUAGGAUAUUUUAAUUUCACAAGGUUAGACAGAACUCCUGGUUACAAAGAAUUUCACAAGGCUGCUAUUAGUGCUUUAGAGAGUGAUCCUAACAGAGAAUUGGUCUUUGCUAUUGUUACCAGUGCAUUAGCCAGUGAAAGAGAUCAUAACGUUUAUAAAUUUCCAUCUGCAGAUUUGCUGAUGUGGAAUGAAUCUCUUAGGUAUCCAGAAGAUUCUGACUGGACUUCCGAAAAUAUAUUAAAUUGGAUUACAACAUCCCUUCAUCAACCAGCAUUAUGGCUACAACCUCCAGGGGUAAAAGCACUCACUUUAGCACCAUAUUUGAAAGAGGGGCCUGUACUUUUUCUCUUCACACCUCGUAAUCCUUUACACGUUGAAAAUUACAAUUAUAAUUUGAUUAGAGAAAUCGGACUUCAGUAUUAUAACUAUGCGGAUAGUCUCUUGGCUAAAGAUAUCUUCGACCGGCUCAGUUUUAAUCGCCGCACUGCUAUUAAUAGGCACUCUGAGAGAAACAGACAAUGUAUAAAGAUACUAAAGGAGAACAAAAAUCAAUUAAACGAAUCGGUCGUUAGUGUUUCUAUCCAACGAUGGAUUAAUGAUAGUUGUUGUGCUAAUGUUGUAAUAAAUAAAUGUUCUUUGUGUAAAAAAAAUGUUCUGAACGAUGCGGAGAGGAUAACAUCCGUUUGCAGACUUGACUCGGAUAAAUUGGGCCAUAUGUGUAAAGGUGCAGAUAUUUUUAAACUUUCUCCUGUGGAGGAUCUGCAAGAGAAAUAUGAAGUUUGCUGUAACAAAGCUCAUAUACCUGCGAAGCUACAACAAGGGUUUAAAUUUAAAAAUGAAAGAAAGAAAGCAUCUUCAUUCCCUGGAAGGGAACGUGACUCACAAUCUGCCGAAGCUGUUAAGCAAAAUUAUUUAAAACAGCAAUGUAAAAGAUGGAUAGCUGCAAAAAAAUAUCAUGAGCCCAUAUUUCCACGUGAUGAUCCUGACCAACCGGAUAUAGAUUUAAAGAUCUCAGUGCGCAAAACGAAUACAACAUUGGGCCUGAUAGCAAUUGAUAGUUUGCACUACUUCUAUUUUGCAGAAGCACUUGGAAUAGACGUCUUGAAACGAAAAGAUAAGACUGCUGUCGUUAUAUUAGAUGCCGCUCACGAAAGUCAAUAUGUCAUGCAGGAUGAGUUUAAUCGAUAUACACUUAUACAAUUUAUAAAUAAUUAUACUCACGGUUUUUUACAACGGACUCUGCGAUCGAGUAACUCAAGGCGUUACGCUCAGAAGUUUAAAAAUAAUGUUACUUGCGAUGUGGAAGGUGUGCAGAGCGUGUGUAUACCAGAGUUAACAACUGAAACCUUCCUAGACACAAUUUUAGAUCCUAUGAAGGAUGUGGUUGUGAUGUACCAUUCUCCUUAUUGUGCAUUUUGUAGCGCGAUUUCAUAUACAUAUUUAACAGUGGCUCAUUACCUACGUAAAAUGGAUCAUCUUCUAUUCGUCAGGGUUGACGGUGAUAACAAUGAUUUACCGUGGGAAUAUAAUAUGAAUCGAUUCCCAUCCAUUCUGUUUUUUCCUGCCAAAAGAAAAGAGGAUAGCACGGUGUAUCCGUUUUCUUUGCCAAUUACCAUUCCUAAUCUUGUUAACUUUGUCUUGGCGAAUUUGGAUGAAGACUUGCAUGUCGAAGCUCUUGUAAAUAUUUGUCAGUCUGGAGCUGGAGAGCAACCAGACAAAUGCAUUGCUCGAACACGUUGGCUGUGUUUAGAUAUCAUUGAACAAUUGCUCCGGGAUUAUCGAAAAUUUAUUAGGCACAUUAACUUACUCGGAAGAAAGAAUGCUAAAAACAAGAGAAAAAUCAUUUUAUUGAAGUUAGCACAUAUUAAGGACAUACACUUGAUGUUAGGCACCACCGUGGAUCUCAGAAAAGAUCAACAGAAAGUGAAACUCAUUAGGAGGAAAUAUAGAAAAUAUUAUAGAAAUAUUAGGUUAAUCGAGUUAGAUAGUCAAAUGAAUAGUACUCGAACAGGAAAUGCUAUUCCACGACAAAAAAUUUCUGGGAAGGAAACGAUUAAAAGCGAAUUGUGAUAUAAGUUUAAUGAUAGGUAUAUUCUGGUAAACGUUAUUUUACUUAAGUUUUUUCAUGACCUCAUACGAUAUGUAUAGUAUAUACCUCACCUUUUUCUGUAAAUGAAUGCGACUGUAUAUUUGAACACUUUCGUGUUGCUUUUGUGAACGUACAUCACAAAAGAGGAACACGUUUAUUUAUGAUUUUAAACGGAACAUUCCUUCUUAAUACUCAAAAUUCAAUCUUCAGAUACAUUUAAAUUAAUGUCGAACAUUUCAUGAUAGGAAUGAAAUGCUUUUUUACAAUCAGUCUAUCAAAGUACUUUCAAUUUUUUCUACCGUUAUAAUGUGAACAAUUAGAAACAGAUUUUAUAUACUGCAUGAAAGUUUUCGCAGUGUAACAUUGUGAAAAAAUUCUAGUCUUCUUUUAGUUCCAGAACUUUUAUAAAGAUUUUUCGAGAAUGUAUUUAUAGUUGCUAUUCUUGUAAAGAUAAGUAACUCAUUGAUAAGACUAUUUUUUUCCAGUGUAUUAUGGUUCUAUUCAGGGAGUGUACAUAUGGUAGAAUUACUCAUCUUUGAUUAAUAUUCAUGAUGCUUAAUGCCAGAACAGAGAAAUGAAGCUCGUACUAUUCCAAGCAUAAAACAGCAAGAAACGACAUAGGCAAAAAGCCUUAUUUUUCACAUUUCGUUUUGUAGAAUAUUAAAUACUUGAAGACAGACUAAAUUAACUAUAUAAUAGUUUUUUAAGGGAGAAGGUGACCAUUUAAAUUAUCUCUUGCCUAGUACAAUUUUAUCUUUGUCUGGCACUCCGUGUGAUUUGCACACACAUUUACUAAAAUGUGUGUCACUUGUACAUUUAUGUAAAUAUUGUUAUACAUAGUAAUAAUAAAAGCUAUAUGUUGAUAUA